GAAAAGAAUUGGCGGGGAGGUUACUGCCAACAUCAGACGGUCUUGUUCCCCACUUGGCAUCGAGCAUACCUCCUUCGGCUCGAAGACGCCAUGCGUCGGGCUGUUCCCGAUGCUCCAAGCCUAGCCCUGCCAUUCUUGGAUGAGUGCCGGCCCUUCGACCAGAAUACUCCCCUCCCUUGGAUCUUAACCACUCCGACCUUCGACCUUGAUGGAGAUAAUACGAACCCACUCUACUCCUACAAAUUCCAGAAGGGAGUUGCAGACAACCACGAGAAGCCAUCAGAUGCUCAGCGUUACAGCAAAUCAACGGGAUCACAGACGGCUCGUUACCCGCUUGCGGGCGUCACCGACUUGAAAGGAGAGGACCCCGCUUCGCAAGCCAGCAUUCUCAAUGGCAAUAUUGCAGCCUGGCUCAACGGAAAGAUCCAAAUUGAUGGCAAGGCGUCACCAGCGUCAAUUCCGGACACUGUCUCCAUCAUUUCGAGAUACAAGGCCAGCCUUGAUGCCCCCAACUACACGCUGUUCUCGAACAAAGCUUCCAGGGGCGAGUGGCUUGAUAACACGAGAGGCUCACUGGAGAGCAAGUUCCAUACUUCUCUUGAAGAUCCACACAAUGCUGUUCAUCUUGCUAUCGGAGGCUUCUACCAAGAUGGGGAAGAAAACGCCAAACCUGUUGAGGGUGCCCAUGGUGACAUGGGAGAGAACGAAACCGCUAGCUUCGACCCCAUCUUCUUCCUUCACCAUGCCUUCAUUGACUAUGUCUUCUGGACCUGGCAGGUCAAGCACGGUCUUACUCAGCCGGGUAGCCUGUCAGUGGAACCCGACAUCACGGCGGGAACACUCAGCGCAGGAAGUCCCAUUCUUCCUCCGGGAAGCAAGCUGGAGAUGAGCAGUCCUCUUGCCCCUUUCUUGAAGUCCGGCAGUAUCAGCAACCCUGUGUUCUACACUUCCGACGACAUCACCGAUAUCAAUCAGUUGGGAUACAUGUACGGCGAAGGCUCCCUUGACCUUCCGACCAGUGGACCCGUCCUGGGUGACCCUGAGCUUCCACUCGUCGCUAUCGCCCGCGUCAGUGGCAUCAGCACCAUGGACCAUGAGGGAUCAUUCGUCAUCCGUACCUCUGCCAAGCUUGCCGAUGGCAGAGAGGUUGAGAUUGAUCGCGACGCAAUCCUCAGUCGAUGGGUUCUCGCUAAUUGCAAGAAUUGCCAGAAGAACAAGCUUGACACGUAUACUUACAUCCCCUUUGGAGAGGAUCUGAUGAGAGCAAUUGGAGCAGAGAGUAAGGAGGACAUUCACAGCAAGCUAACCGUCUCUGUCCAGACGCGCGGACAGAUUGCACCAGUCAAAGACUCAUUCGGUGCUGUGCAGCCAUUGAUCGAGAUCUUUUAA
Molecule: messenger RNA, 1389 nt
Organism: Colletotrichum acutatum
Lineage: Eukaryota; Fungi; Ascomycota; Sordariomycetes; Glomerellales; Glomerellaceae
Exons: 1
Molecular function (GO): oxidoreductase activity
Source: RefSeq, a predicted model, not a curated record